AUGGGCCCAGCGCGAGCGCUUUGGUCGCCGAUCUCAAAACGGGAUGCGAAGCGGUACCAUCUCCUGCUGUUGCCGGCUUCAUCGCUGAUCGCCUACUCUUUUGCCACGGCUGAAAGUUUGUGUCGAAGUGAUGGCGGUCACUUGACUUCGAUCCAUUCCGCCUUCGAAAACAACCUCAUCAUAGCGUCGGCCAAAAGAGUGCGGGAUUCGGGGAGGAUGUGGCUGGGACUGAAACUUCCCGAUCCGACAUCAACAACGUGGAGUUGCCCGUCGGGCUGGCAGUACUUUUCUGACACAAACCAGUGCUACUAUGCCGGAACAGAGGGCGGCAGUUACAAAUAUGCUAGGCUAUACUGUCAAAAGACCCCCGGGGGAGACCUGGCCUCGAUCCACAGCGAGAUGGAAGCCCAGUUUGUCGCCCGAAAAGUGGCCUGGCACGACUGCGGAGAGGGUCCCUAUGGAAAAAAGUAUGGCGAGGCACUUCUGGGAGGCGUCUUUUGGAACGGAAAGAUAUCGUCGUGGUCGGAUGGCAGCCCCGUCGACUAUAGCUAUUACGUCUGGAGGCAACACGAUGGUGUGCUGCUGGUGAGUGCGGCCGCGACGCAUGACCUUUCGCUCCGGUUU
Mesorhabditis spiculigera is the source of this 624-nucleotide messenger RNA. The record is from the annotation of a GenBank genome assembly. Lineage: Eukaryota; Metazoa; Nematoda; Chromadorea; Rhabditida; Rhabditidae.